Messenger RNA from Trichosporon asahii var. asahii CBS 2479, 465 nucleotides. RefSeq lists its product as uncharacterized. NCBI's taxonomy places the organism in Eukaryota, Fungi, Basidiomycota, Tremellomycetes, Trichosporonales, Trichosporonaceae. Bases 1 to 465 code for a protein of 154 amino acids. The transcript has a single exon. The record is from RefSeq and is a predicted model, not a curated record.
AUGUGGGGCUCGGAGCACAUACGGCCGGUGUAUGCCGUAUGCCGUCUGUCGUACGCGCACGCCGCCGACGCAGACGUGCGUAGCCAACUCCGUGAGUUCCGCGGGGGUACCGCAUCCCCGGAUCGAGUCGUACGCGAUCGUACGCCUGGCGAGCUGAUCGUCGCUCGGACAAGGCUGAUCCCAACAAUCCCAGCUAUGUCAACGCCGAUCGUACCUUCAGGAGCAGGCAGAAUAGACAGAGCAGGGGAUCUCGCUAGGACCGGACUUGGUCUCGGAGACCAGGUUAUCGGAGCACCUGAGCCCUCCCACGACCCCGGCUUGAGCUUCUCUCGAGCCCUACUCGAGCCCGACUUGGGACUUGGCACAGAGUUUCAGCAUAGGUUCUGCCCGCUUGUGGUGCCCGAGAUACAGAAGGUGCCCGAAGAAGUGUGCGUGACGCCUCGCUUGUCAGCUGGUCCGGAGUGA